GGUUACAAUUGUAGGCAAGGAGACAUGCAUUGAUGGCAUAGUACGCACAGCGGCCUCGCUGUAGCGCUAUGACAUCGUUGGAUUCCGCGGGUUGUGCUGGAGAUUCGUUCACAGCAGGAGGAGAUUCGUUCGAUUCUGCAGAUUGCACAGGUGGAGGAGACUCAUUGCGGCGACGCUGUCGUUCCGAACGGUUGCGAGCAUGUCGGCGGACCAAAUCUCUAGUAGCCGUUGGAGGCGCGGUGAUCAAGCCGUUCACGGCUAGACGAGGUGCUGUCUUGGCUGUCUUGGGGACGGCGGUGGAGACGGAGAAUGGACCCGCCGAAGAGGCAUCUGCAAUGGUUGGUCCAAUGUCGUACGCGUCCGCCGACUGGGCCUUUGUCGUAGCUGAUCCGACCAUGAAUGUGAUGAUGGUGAUGAUGAUGUUGAGGUUGAUGACGAUGAUGCUGGUAGCGACGGCGGCUGCGAUAGUGGUGCUCAAGGUGGUGGGGAGGGUGGUGGUGAUAGGGCAGGGGGCAUUCGUGGUGAUGAUGAUGGCGGUGGUGGUGGCAGAGGUGGUGAUGGCGGCCAUGGCGGCGGUGGAACUGCCACCGUAUUCGUAGUUGCAGCCACUUCGCCCAAAUUUGUUGCGAUUGGUCCGGUCUCCUGUCGGGUUGGCGUAUUCUCAUUAGCAUUUGGAAU
This is a messenger RNA of Chara braunii, 678 nucleotides long. The record is from the annotation of a GenBank genome assembly. Lineage: Eukaryota; Viridiplantae; Streptophyta; Charophyceae; Charales; Characeae.